CGACGGCUGAAUGAAAAAUAUACGAUUCAGACGCUCUCAGCAACGGAGACCGGAGCCGGCAUCUCCACCCUUUUCCCUCGGCAGCCGGCUCCACCCUCGUCCUCGGUUGCCACGGGGAUGGCGGAGUACACAUUUCCCACGGCUGGUGUUAAGAGAGAACUUCCCAGCGGCUCCUUCAUCUUUGGCGCCUCUUCUUGAUCCUUUUCUUCCAAAGAAGAGAAAGAAGGAAGGAAGGAAGGAAAAAAGGAAGGAAGGAAGGAAGGAAAGCGAGAGCGAGAAAGAAAAAGAGAGAGAGAGAGAGGGAGAGAAAGAAAGAACGAGAGAGAAAGAAAGAAAGAAAGAGCGAGAGGGAGAGAGAAAAAAGAGAGAGAACGAGAGAGAAAAAAAGAAAGCGAGCGAGAGAGAGAGAGAGAAAGAAAGAAAGAAAGAAAGAAAGAAAGAAAGAAAGAAAGAAAGAAAGAAAGAAAAAUCGGCCCAACUUGUGGUCUCCUUGAGGACGCCGCGAAAACUGCAACCAAGCCGCGCGAGCAAAGCUUUUCCCACUGCCGCGCAAGGGAGGCUCUCAGUUUCCUUGCUUUUGGAACUUUCGAUUAGGAAAUGCUACGUAGCGACGGAGGAGAUGGAAUAUCUGCCUCAGAAGAUACUACACCCAUCUGUUGCUGAUACUCUUCAUGAAAUCUCUGUACCAUUUCCUCCUAUGACUUGCUAUGGAAAAAUAGUGCCUUAUUCAGCAGAUAAUAACAAUUCCAUACAGUCUAGAAGUUGUUUGUUGAAUUUUACAACUGAUAGUAAGAUGGGCUUUGAAGAACCCAACAAAACAAUAAAUGGAAAAAAGCAUUCAACCAUUUGGAAGCUCUCUGAAGUAACCUCUCUACAAAAAGAAGAAACAACAAGAACUACAGCUGGACUUGAAGAAAGAAAAUGCUUAAAGAAUACAUGUGUUUCAGAAUUAAAUAAUGAACCACAUAGGGAAAGUAGCAUCCCUGAGAUUCAAAAACUCAAAGAUGUAAAUUGGACAGAAUUGUUUCUUCAUCAGUCUCCUAUUGGGGAUAACAUUCAGGAAAGUAGUCAAUCUGUCUUGGAUCACUGCAUAUUUAAAAAUAUGGUUCAAAAUAACAGGGGCAAAGAUAGCAUAAAUAAAAAGCCUGACACUUUUGAUCCAAAGCUAUUACAUGCAAAUAUUUUAAACAGUUCUGUAGCCUUUGAAAAUAAUUCAGAGAAUUUUGAACUAAAAACUCCUGGGACUUUGGUAAAUAAUGAUACAAUACAAUACAACAUAAUUUCAAAUUCUAUCCAGGCAGCCAAGCAUAAAAAUGAAAACUAUUUUUGGGCUCCACUCAGUGACAGUUCAGAUGAAGAGUGGACAAAUAUGACAAAAAAUAAUUUAAAGUGGCCAACUAUGGACAGCAAAAAUUAUAAAAACCCUGGUGACAGUGCUAACUUUGACAAUCCAACCAUUAUAAAAUAUUCCAAUUCAUCAAUGCUGAAAGAUGAAUUUGUCUUCAAAAUAAUGCCUGACAGCUGUGAAAAAUGGAAUCCAGGAAUAGAAACCUUGGAGAUUCAAGAAUAUAAAUGCAAGAAUUUUACACAGACCCCAAAAUAUAAAGAUUUUAAUGGAACACAGAAUUGCAUAAAAAGCAACCACGAAGAGUCUAAAAAUGGAAAUAUCCAUUUUCAUUCUAAGUUUACAGUAGAAAAAGAUAACCAGAUGUCACAUAUUCAACCUCUAGAGAGAGCUUCAGACCAGAGAAAUGAAUCUAAAUUACAGCAAACACUGGAAAUGGACAAGAUCUUUAAAGGGAGGAAAUAUAUCAGAGAACAGGAUGUCAAUUUUAACAAAGCUACAUAUCAAAAAGAUGCAGAAUUAACACCUCCAUUGGACUUUUCAGUUAUGCAAAUUAAGAGCAGUUCUGUAAGUUCAUUAUUGAAGCCUUCAGAAAGUAAUACUUAUAAAGAAGGCUCAGACUCUCUGAAUCACAGCCUUAAAAGCGUGAAUGAGAGCAAUAGUGACUCUGUUAUGCUAGUUGGGCCGCCACAGAUCAGUGAUGAUGACCAGGUAAUACAUAAGCCUUAUAUCGUCUCCAAAGAUGAACAAGGCUCUGUAAAUGAUAAUAUUUCUGCAACUGGUCUCAAACCAGUAGAUGGUGCUAAAGAGUUCCUCACUGCAAGUGUUAAAGGGAUUGGUCAUGAGAAGCCACUUUAUAGCAAUACAGUCCCAUUAGAUUUCAGCCAUAGUGAGGGCGUUUUGGCUAAAUAUUAUUUUUAUUUGAACUAUCUCGAUGAGUCCAAAAGAUUUCGGUAUGAAAAUGCCCAUCAGUUCUUUUUUUGUCAAGAACAUGUUUUUUUCAAAGAAGCCUAUUAUGAUACUGGACCCUGCUAUAAGCAGCAGACAGAGGAAAAUACGAACAAUGACCUGGGAACUUCUGAAGGCAAGAAAAGGACUCAGAUCAUCAAACAGCAAAAUCGUUUUGAAGAUCAAGUGUUGAAGCCUGAGUCUGCAAAUAGCGGCCCCAGACAAAUGGAGAGAACAGGCAGUUUGAAAGACCAGGAAGUUUUUGAAAGCAGGAAAUCAAGCCCAAAACAGGCUAGUCCUAAGAAACAUUGGGAAAGAGCCAACAUUUCAUGCUCACCUUACACAGAGAGAGAACUGAAGCCAAGUAGAUCACGAUGUGUCCAAAGACCUGCAAUGGGCAAGAAGUUAAUAAGGAAGAGCAGUUAUAACUCUCAGAGGCACCCAUCUUCAGGGACACAAUGUAGACUGCAGUAUGAAAACGCUUCUCAGGAUUAUAACAAAUUAAACAUGAAAAGUGACUGCGGUCUCAUACCGUGGCUGCUGCUUCCUGAUGAAUUGUGGCUUUGUAUCCUUUCCCUGCUGACUCAAAAAGAUAUUUCCCGGAUUUCCCAGGUCUGUCGUCACUUUUAUCAACUAGCUGGAGAUAAGACCUUUUGGAAGAAGAUUCAGCUUAAAGAUUGCCACUGCCUGAAUGAUGAGUGGUUGAUUGGUUUAGGGAAACACCACCCUGAGUGUUUCACUCUUGAUCAUUGCCAUGAUAAAGAUCGGAGAAUUUCUGAGGUUGGGCUUAAACAAUUCUUCCAAUACUGUGAAAGAUAUCUCAAGGAACUGAAUAUAAAAAACUGCAGUGGUUCUGGAUAUAAAGGGGACAGGAUUCUGCUUCAUGCAAGCACCUUUUGCCAUAACUUGGCAGUUGUAGAUAUAAGUUGGACAGGAGCUACUGAUUUUGGACUCAAUGCCCUAGUCAAAGGUUCUAGAAGUUUACAGUAUUUUUCUGCUAAUGGAUGCCAGAUUACCAAUGAGUCAGUAAUGGCCUUGAUUGGAAAGCAUGGAAAAAGCCUUAAGAAACUGGAAAUGUUUGGCUGUCAAGCCAUCACGGACGAAUGCUUGAAAUCAAUUUCUAUUAAAUGUCCAGGUCUAGAGGUUCUGAAUAUUGGCAGAGUUCAUAGAAUCUCGCAGGACUGUUUAGUGCAAAUGGUAAAUUCAUUGCAAAAGCUUACUAGCCUCAAUGUCACAGGCCUUGACAUGGUGAGGGAUUCUCUAGUACUUUGUAUUUUGAAGAAGUGUCCUAAACUGGAUUGUUUGGUUCUUAAUUCGUGUGCUCACAUAACUGACAUCAGUCUAAUUGAAAUUAGCAGUUAUUUGCCAGGGAUCAGGUACCUUGACGUUAAUGGAUGUAAAGACGUGAGUGAUAUUGGAGUUCAAGCUUUGGCAAGGAAUUGCCAUAAACUUUCUUAUCUUGAUUUGAGUUCCACAGCAACAAGCAAAAGAGGGGUUUGCUUGUUGGCUAAUUUCUGCUUUAAUACCUUAGAGUGUCUGAAGCUUAGUUUCUGCAGGAAUAUUUCUCUAGAUGCAGUUGUAAAACUCUGUAAAAACUGCAAAAGACUGCAAAUACUUCACUUAUAUGGUUGCCGCUUUAUACCUGAUUUGGAAUCCAUUACAAAAGUUAAUAAAACUGUUAAAAUAUUUCAUGACCUGACAAUUGCAACUAUGAAGUUGUUAACUGAGUGAGAACUCUGCCAAAUCUUUCAGUAGUUGUCUAAUGAAUAGUUUAGUUUGACUAUGAUUUUUUUUAAUGUGGUUAAAAUGUAGAAACUUAUCUUUAUCGAAUACUUCCUAUUUGUGUUUCUUUGUUCUUUGUGUUCUUUGGAAUAGUUAAAAUGAAGAAAAUCUUGUUAGAGCUGUUUUCAAGAUAUAUUUCCAGUUUUUUUGAUGAUAUAACUACCAUUACCAAAUUUGAAUGACAUGAUGUUCUGAGAAGAUCUAACCUCUCCAGAUAUUGGAUAUUUAAAUUAGAGCUGCAUUCUGACUGAUAUCUCUUUUAAAACCAAUACCUACGUAAUAUAUUUUGGAACAAAACCUUUUUUUGCUUUUUUUAUGCGGAGAGCUCUGCCUUCAUUGCUUGCGCUAUGGCUCAUAAAAAUAAAUCGUCUUUUGUUGAACGUUUUUUCUGCCAGUUGCUUGAAUAACAUGGGUUGUCCCUCUGGCUGCUACACUGAUGCCAAUCCUAUAUAGGCGGAAACUGGCUGCCUGAAUAAUACAUCAAGAACCAUCUGUUUUGUAAGCUGCAUUUUCUGUGACACCACUAAAUGACACCAUAUUUGAUCUUAAGAAGAGAGUCAAAGCAAAGGGCUUGAACAUUAUGGCAAGAUAAAUAUCAGCCUUCCCACAAUGUUGCAUUUCUCUCGAGAAUCAAAUGCAAAUUUUUGAUAAGAGUACACCAAUAACCUUUGGUCACAGCAUUUUCAGAUAAUGCCGGCACACUGUUUGUCACAAGUGGAGGCAAAAUCUUGCUGUUCGAUAUCUUUCAAUUUCCUGGAUUAUACUAAGAAGACUAGCCCAGCUACCUCAAAUAUCUCAGAAAUCAUCUCUGCUCCGAAUGUUAUUUACCUCAGAAAAAAAUCAUCUAAGUCUUUUCAUCUCAUAAAGCUAAUUUAGUAUCUCUACAAGAUGUUUCUUAAACCUGAAACUUUUCCAAAACAUUCUGUAAUAAUCACAUUUACCUUAUCAUCAUACCAUAAUCAUGAUUUUAGAAACCAAUCCUUUAUAAAUAAACGUCCAAUAAAAAUUUUGGACAUCAAUUAAAAAUAUAAGCAGAUGCUUUUAUUUAGUAUAGGAAUACACAAUUAAGAGAGAUGGAAUACCUAUUUCCAUAUAUAUAUAUGGAUGGCAGCCAUAGAGAACUAAAUGGCAACCUCUUGUAUUUUAUUGUUUCAGAGGACAGGAAGAUAACCAGAAUUGGGUAGAAAAUUACCAGAAAAUUGCAUUUUUAGAGUUAAGAGAUGAAGACCAAUGAAAUGUAAAUGUUGGGAGCAAUGCGGCUUUGUGCAAGUGAUAUUCAAGAAGUGAUUGAAAAAUCAUCUGCCAGAAAUGCCAUGAUAACACUUUUAUUAUGGAAAUUGGAUAAUUACCUCUAAGCUCCCUUCCAAAUCUAAUAUUCUUUGAUUCUAGGAUUCCAAUAUCAAAAAUUGAUUUCUGAGUCAAAUUUUGUCAAAUUAUGUAGCUACUUUUCCUGCUGGAAAGUACCCUAAAUCUAUGCUGUUAAAUUAGGGAGAUACAACAGAAUCCCAUGUGCCUAAGGACAUCAUCUUCAUUAACACUCAUCAAAUUUCUGUCCCGCUGAUAGAGUUGUAAAAUAUAUUGAUUUAAUUAAAGAUUAAAUGGAAAUCUGGGAUGAUUUUUAUUUUCAGCAGGGGUGGGCAAUUAAUUUUGCCAAGAGGCCACAUGAGAAACUGGGACCGUUGUGGGAGGCAGAACCAAUUGGGCUGUGAAGGUGCAUUGGUACACACAUACACAUACACUAACAUACACACAACCGUAUGUAAUUUUUUAAAAAAUGGUCACUUUCAAAAUAAAAAAAAAAUCCAUGCAGGCUGGACAGGAAUAGCCAAAGGGCUGGAUGUUAGUUGCAUAAUUGUUAGUUGCCAUAGCAAAGAACAUCCUGUGUGGCUGAAGGUGGGUAGGAAAAUUCAAGUGUGCCCAGGUCUGAUUUACAGCUCUACGGUUCUGAAUCUACUCAAGACCAACAGGAAAACAAAAAUGAUGCAGGAUAGCGAUGCAGUGCUUGGAAUCUAAGGGAAAGUUUUAUUUAUUAAAAAGUUCCAGCUUGGAAGAAAAAAGUUCCAUUAUUACAAUUUAAUUCCAUGAAAUUAAAUAAAGUUUUUGUGCUAGACUUACUUUUUUUUGAGACAUGGCCUUUGAUAAAGUUUUCUUUAGUUGUUCGGGCACUGGGCUAGAAAUCAAGAUACUGUGAGCAGGCCUUUGGGACAGUCACUCACUUUCUCAGUUCAGCUCCCCUCACUGGGUUACUGCUGUGUGGAAAAUAGAAGGAGGAAGGAAUAUUAU
Molecule: messenger RNA, 6358 nt
Organism: Ahaetulla prasina
Lineage: Eukaryota; Metazoa; Chordata; Lepidosauria; Squamata; Colubridae
Exons: 14
Coding region: 11-4024 (1337 amino acids)
Biological process (GO): SCF-dependent proteasomal ubiquitin-dependent protein catabolic process
Cellular component (GO): SCF ubiquitin ligase complex
Molecular function (GO): protein binding
Source: RefSeq, a predicted model, not a curated record